Leptomonas pyrrhocoris is the source of this 1476-nucleotide messenger RNA. RefSeq names its product amino acid transporter aATP11 putative (AAT25.1). Gene Ontology annotation, biological process: amino acid transmembrane transport. The record is from RefSeq and is a predicted model, not a curated record. Gene Ontology annotation, molecular function: amino acid transmembrane transporter activity. NCBI's taxonomy places the organism in Eukaryota, Euglenozoa, Kinetoplastea, Trypanosomatida, Trypanosomatidae. The transcript has a single exon. The coding region runs from base 49 to 1476 and encodes 475 amino acids.
AGCACGUAACCUGCUCUAUUGCUUGCUCUUUUCCAUUGCGGCCUCACGAUGAGCGAGGUACCCGUCGAAACGGGUGCGGGACGCGAAGCGAGUACCGGUGGUCGGCCCGAACUUGAUGCCUUCGAAGACGAGACUGUUGGCCUCGACUACGGCGAAUACCAGAAGCCUGCAGUUUCUGGCUUCCAGGAUGGCGAGAUGGAUGUCAAUAGCGAUGACAAAGUUCACGACAGCAACCUGCGUACGAUACGUAAACUCCUGCAGAUAAUGAUUCCCUACGGCGGCAUGCUGUCGAGUGGUUUCAACAUGGCGUCAACCUCCGUUGGUGCCGGCAUUCUCGGCUUGCCUGCUGCAUUUCACAGCGUUGGCAUCAUCAUGGCCACCGUGUACCUCGUGCUCAUCACUGCCGAGACCAUCUACUCGAUGCAUCUCCUCGUGCAAGUCUCGGAGAGAACCGGCCUGCGUUCGUUUGAGGAGAUGGCGAGGCACCUGCUGCAUCCGCGUGCGGACAUCGUGGUCGCCAUUCUCCGCGUCUUGCACACCUUUGGCGGCACUGUUGCCUUUGUUGUGACAAUCGGUGAUCUGCUGAGGCCCAUCCUCGCGUCUUUCGACUCCACUCCCGCAUUUCUUCGUGAGACGAAGGGAAUCCGGCUCCUACAUGCGGCCUUCUGGCUUGUGUUCAUGUUUCCGCUUGUCCUCCCGCGCCAGAUUAAUUCUCUCCGCUACGUCUCUGCGGUUGGCAUCCUCUUCAUUCUAUACUUUGCCGUUGUGGUUGUCGUGCACAGCGCGAUGAACGGCAUGAGCGCCAACCCGCGGCCGGCUGUGCGCCUCGUGAACACCGGCAACACCGCACUGGAGGGUCUUGGCGUGUUCAUUUUCUCUUUUAUGUGCCAAAUCAACUGUGUGGAGGUGGCGCUCGAAAUGCGCCCGCGCAGCCUCCGGCGCUUCACGAUUUGCGCGUGUAUCAGCAUGACUAUCUGCGGUCUCUUGUCCUACAUCACCGGGCUCUUUGGUUAUCUGGACUUUGGUGAAGUCGAGGGCUCGAUCUUGCUGAAGUACAACCCGCUGGAGCAGCCGCAGAUCUUUGUGAGCUAUAUUGGCGUGUUCAUCAAGAUCUGCGCCUCGUUUGGGCUCGUCAGCAACGCCUGCCGCAGUGCCCUGUUUCCUCUGUUUGGGUGGGAUCCAUACACCGUCGUUUACUGGAAGUAUCUCAUCGGAGCCGUCCUGCUUGCGGUGCUAAAUCUCAUGCUGGGGUUGUUUGUGCCGAACGUAAACAUGGUGUUUGGAUUCACGGGCGGCGUCUGUGGUGGGGCCGUGGGCUUUAUUCUGCCCGUUUUGUUUGUCAUGUACUCUGGCGGCUGGACGCUGCGCUCCGUCGGCAUCGUGAACUACACAUGCACGUACCUCGUGUUGUUUGCCGGUGUCGUCGCCCUGGUGUUUGGAACUGCCGCCACCAUCUACAGUGCGGUGGGCCGCUAA